UAGCUCAAACGUCGCUAUCUACUGGGGAGCGCCCGUGCCGUUAUUCUUCUCCAAGCUUGACUACAGGACAUAUUUCCUUGCGUUGUUGCAAUAUAAAUAUUACAUAAUAUGCUUUGACUCCAGAUUUUUUUUAAAUGUCGACAAAAAUAAACAGACGAUGAUCGAUCUGUCGUCACGUAAGGGUGGACCAAAAAUCGUUUCAUUUUCAGAGGGGAAUAACGUUAGGGAAUAACGUCAUCUGUCAAACAUGUCAGGAAAACAUUUCAACGCCCACGAAGUAGGCUGUUGUAUCAAAUAUUUUAUAUUUGGAUUUAAUAUAAUAUUUUGGCUCCUGGGGGUGGCGUUCCUCUCCGUGGCUCUGUGGGCUUGGAGUGAGAAGGGUGUGCUAUCUAAUAUCUCCUCCAUCACUGAUCUGGGGGGGUUUGACCCCGUGUGGCUAUUCCUGGUGGUCGGGGGGGUGAUGUUUGUGCUCGGGUUCGCCGGCUGCAUUGGAGCACUGAGGGAAAACUCCUUUCUGCUGAAGUUUUUUUCCGUGUUUUUGGGGAUCAUAUUUUUCCUUGAGCUGACUGCCGGAGUGCUGGCAUUCGUCUUCAAGGACUGGAUCAAAGAUCAGCUCAAGUUCUUCAUCAACAACAACAUCCGAGCCUACCGUGAUGACAUCGACCUGCAGAACCUCAUCGACUUCACACAGGAAUACUGGGAGUGUUGUGGAGCAUUUGGUCCAGCGGACUGGAAUCUGAACAUCUAUUUUAACUGUACUGACACCAACCUGAGCCGAGAGAAAUGUGGAGUACCCUUCUCCUGUUGUACUAAGGACCCUGCUGAAGACGUGAUUAACACCCAGUGUGGCUAUGACAUCCGAGCCAAAGGUGACUCUGAACAGAAGACUUUCAUCUACACCAAAGGCUGUGUGCCACAGUUUGAGAAGUGGCUACAGGAGAACCUCACAGUGGUUGCCGGGAUCUUCAUAGGAAUCGCGCUGCUACAGAUAUUUGGAAUCUGUUUGGCACAGAACCUCCUCAGUGACAUUGAGGCUGUGAGAGAGAGCUGUUUAUUCACCUGACAAGCAAAACCCGAUCUUCCUGCUGUCGCUUAGCAACUCAACCAACACGACGCCAUCUCAGUGUCCUAGCAACCAACAAGGAAUUUUCAUACCUUCUUUUUCUGGAAAAAAGGUUUUUUGAAAUGUUGCCAUGUAAACAGAGAAUAACCAGAAAUAUGUAACCUUUUCAAAAGUGGUGCAGAAUAGUAGAUGGAGAAAUAGCUGCUUUAGUGUUCCCGUUGUUCAGACAUGACUGCAAUACUUCCAGUGACCACAGUGUGUCACUGUAGUUUACGUGGUGCCCGUGAAGAACUCAAACUCCAUUUAAUAAACAUACCGCGUUCAUACAUCGUUGAUUUUGCACUGAAAGUUGUAUUGUCCCUUCAUAAGCUCCCGCAAGUUCAGUUAGGAACCUGCGAAUACUCUCUUCUGUAAUGAUCAUGGUGCUGUAAGUACAAUAAACAAACGGGACGUCACGUUUUCCUGAGAAAACACUACUUAAUCUCCCACCUUAUUAUCUCGAAUCUUUCCAUUUUCUAUAAGGUUAGUACAACAUAGCUCUCGUUAAGAUGUGAAGUGUAAAUAGGUCGUUUGUAAGCACCGCUUCUGUCCUUGUUUGUAAACUGAUGUUUGUUGGUGUCUCACUUUGCCUGUUAAAGUUCUGGCACAGGGAAUCGACGGCACUGCAUGCGUACUAAACAUAACACUCGGUUUUCCACAGUAUUUAGUUAUAUAGUUCUAUUCUUUUGUGGUGAAUAAUUGCAGUGCGAUCGUGGUUCAAAGGCGCGGAUGCCAUUCUGAGCGUCAAAUAUUCUGACUGCGAGGCGCAUUUUAACCUGCUGUUCUGAAAGAAACUUAAAACAAAUUCUACUUUACGUCCUGCUCCAUUUUGAGAGUACUUUGCACUUAAAUUAGCUUUUUUAAUUAGCUUAGGCUGUUUUAAACACACAGCAUGAGGAGAUUUGCAUAGAAUUACAAACCAUUGCAGCUGAACAUUUAGUUUGCAUUUGGUAGUGGAAAGUAUUUGGUUGGUGGUGCGCAGUAGAACUUGACAGGUGUCGCAGCCAAUCAUUGGACCGCAUCACUAACAGAUGGCUUAUAUCUUAUUUGAUGGCGCAGCCAAUUAGAAGUGGGAUUUACCAGUGCCGUGAAAGAUAGACGACGACCCAGACUUGGCACUUGUGUUAUUGUUUCCUACGGGGUUUCUCUUGGAUAUUAUUCACUUCUUUUGCUUGUUGUUAACGUGGUUGUUUUGGUUUGACUUUGAAAUCUUUUUACGGUAUUGUAUUUGACAACGUAAAGGAGCAUCUUUUACUAAGAUGGCGGUAUUGCAUAACAAUAAAGUUUGAUAUGUUUUUGUAA
This is a messenger RNA of Electrophorus electricus (electric eel), 2404 nucleotides long. RefSeq names its product tetraspanin 5b (gene tspan5b). Lineage: Eukaryota; Metazoa; Chordata; Actinopteri; Gymnotiformes; Gymnotidae. The record is from RefSeq and is a predicted model, not a curated record. Gene Ontology annotation, cellular component: plasma membrane.